Messenger RNA from Anguilla anguilla (European eel), 2468 nucleotides. Its product is annotated as synaptotagmin-1-like. The transcript has 9 exons. Gene Ontology annotation, molecular function: calcium-dependent phospholipid binding; clathrin binding; calcium ion binding. The coding region runs from base 211 to 1434 and encodes 407 amino acids. The record is from RefSeq and is a predicted model, not a curated record. Lineage: Eukaryota; Metazoa; Chordata; Actinopteri; Anguilliformes; Anguillidae. Gene Ontology annotation, biological process: regulation of calcium ion-dependent exocytosis; regulation of dopamine secretion; synaptic vesicle endocytosis. Gene Ontology annotation, cellular component: synaptic vesicle membrane; axon; dense core granule.
CCGUGCUAGCGUUCACUGCAGUGCACAGCGGAAGCCACAAUGGAUUGUUCUUCAUCGCUCUCUAAGUGAACAAUAACUUUUAAUAGGCCAUGAAGUUACCAGAGAAGUGGAAUAGACCACUGGCAGUGUGAGCGAGAGAGAGGGGCACCCUUAGGAGGAGCAGAUUUGUCUUUGGUGGAAAUACGGUCUCAUCAUUUCAUUCCAAAGACCAUGCCGACUAAAACCCCAUUAAAAUACCCUCAUCGGAGUGGUAACAUCCCUGCUGUAACCCACACCAGGGCUUUCAACAGCACCACCGCCGCACCCCCCGGGUUCAUUGAGCAGCUGCUUAACAAGAUCCCGCUGCCUAGGUGGGCAGUCUACGCCAUCUUUGCCGCCGGGCUCCUGUUUCUCCUGGUCUGUUUUCUCUGCAUCUGUGUGAAAUGCUGCUGCAAGGGGAAGAAGAAGAGGAAGAAGCAGGAGGAGAAGAUAGAUCUGAAAGGCGUAAACGGCUCCAGCACCACCGCGCUGGUCCAGCCGGAUGCGGAUGAUUUGGAGUAUGGAUCACGUGACAAGCAGAAAGGAAGAAUCCUGUACUCGCUGGAAUACAAAGCAGAAACGUCUGAGCUCACAGUGGGAGUGAAGGAGGCCGCCGAGCUGAAGGCCAUGGACCUGGGGGGUACGUCUGACCCCUACGUCAAAGUCUACAUCCUCCCCAACAAGUCAAAGACCUGUGAGACCAAGGUGUUCAGGAAAACCCUCCAGCCAGCGUUCAACGAGUUCUUCAAAUUCCAGAUUCCGCUGGCUGAACUCAAUGAAUCCACACUGGUGAUGCAGGUGUUUGACUUCAACAGGUUCACCAAACAUGACAUCAUCGGCGAACUGAGACUGCAGCUCGGCACUAUUGACUGGAACCAUGUGAUUGAAGAGUGGAGAGACCUGACUGAGGCCUCCAAGUUUGAGCAAGAGAACCUGGGGGACAUUUGCUUCUCUCUGCGUUACGUCCCCACUGCCAGCAAGCUGACUGUCAUUAUUCUGGAAGCCAAGAACCUGAAGAAGAUGGACGUUGGAGGGUUAUCAGACCCGUAUGUGAAAGUGCAGCUGGUCUUGGACAAGAGAAAAUGGAAGAAGAAGAAGACAUCAGUGAAGAAGAAGACACUGAAUCCUUAUUUCAACGAAUCAUUUAACUUUGAAGUUUCCUUUGAUCAGAUACAGAAGGUCCAGCUGGUGAUCUCCGUGUGGGACCACGACAACAUGAGCCGGAACGACGCGAUCGGGAAAAUAUUCCUGGGCUGCUCGGCCAGCGGGAACCAGCUGCGUCACUGGGCCGACAUGCUGUCCAACCCCCGCAGGCCGGUGGCCCAGUGGCACUCCCUGCUGUCUGCGGAGCAGGUGGACAACGCCCUGGCGCUCAAACACGCCCUGAAGAUCCCCUUCACCAAAAAGCCCUUCUGAAAGGCCAGCCAGCGCAGACACAAACACUUAUCUCUCUUCUUGGGCCACGUUUGUGGUUUGUCUAGUUUCCAUAAACACAUUCAUUUCUAAAUACAUUAUGUAUAUUUGCAUAUGCUUUGUGUACAUUUUAGGAUAUACUGCAUGUAUGCAUUAUAAUAAAUGACUUACUAGAAAGUGCCAUUUUUUUUGUUAUUAAAACUGCCAUGUAAAUGAUGAAUGACAAUUUGGAUUAUAAAUCCAACCUGUCUCAUUUUUGUAAGUUUUCAAGUAUCCUCUCCUGGUGAGAAAUAAUGAUCAAUUCAAUUCAAUUUAUUUGUAUAAGAGUUUUUUUUUUUUUUUUUACAAAGGGCAUUGUCAUAUUGUGGUUGGUAAUAGAAAGAAACCUUGAGUAGAACAUGACUCAGAGGGGAGAGCCCAGCUGCUGAUUUUAAUUUUAAUUUUAUACUCAAAAUAGACUCUGAGGGGAGUGGGUAUUUUUGUUCUUAUAAAACUCUGAGCAUCAAUACAUAAGGUGUAUUCUCCAUUUUUAAACUUAGGUUUAACACUCUUGAAUGGUUCAUGUGCACACACAUGCACACACACACACACACACACAUGCAUUCAUUCAACACAAACAAUUCACUUUCUGAAGGCCCUUUUGCAAACCACACAGCCCAAAGAAUUGUCAGGUUUGCCCCGAAGUGCACAUAGGCACGUAUGCUAUACAUGUGAAUUGUGCCAAAAGCGCUUUCCUCUAUCAUUGAAAAAAGAGCAGUUCAUUUCGGAGUCCCUUUGUAACAGUAAUAAAGACUUGGCUGAGAGGGCAGUUUGCAUGGUUCUAAAUUUUACCUUUGUCAGACCCGAUAAGCACAUAGUUGAAAACAAGGCUAGCCUUGCUGAAAAGAUUAAUGUAUAAACCACGUGAAUAAAAUUCACAUUUUAAAGGCCAUUGAUACAUAAAACACUCAUGCUCCCUCUGAACAUGAACAUUCUUGUCAUUUUAAAGACUGUUUAAAACCUAAUUUUUCCAGUGAUGAAUGGGACAUACAACUGCC